AUGGCGAUCUAUUCCUCCUCUUCCAUCACCUCUCUGUCCAAAGCCCUAAAACCCUCCCCUCCAAAAACCCCAUUCCUCAAACUCCUCUCCAUCCCCUCCAAAACCCACCUCAAGCUGCCUCCAAAUCUCAAAUCAGCGCCACUUUCUCUCCUCUUCAACACCUACAUGGGCCACUUCCACAAACCCCAAAAAACCCAACCCACCCAAAUCAAAUCCCUCUUCACAGGCAUCGUCGAAGAAAUGGGCGAGAUCAAGCACGUGGGUUUCACCGAAGACGACAGUUUCAAUAUGACAAUCCAAGCAAAAACCAUUCUCGACGACGUCCACCUCGGUGACAGCAUUGCCGUGAACGGAACUUGCUUAACAGUCACAGAAUUCGAUACCCAGUUGUCCGAAUUUAAGGUUGGUUUGUCCCCGGAAACCUUAAGAAAAACAUCGUUGAUUGAAUUAGUACCUGGUAGUUUGGUGAAUUUGGAGAGAGCUUUGAAGCCCAGUACGCGAAUGGGUGGGCAUUUUGUGCAGGGACAUGUGGAUGGGACUGGGGAGAUCGUGGGGACUAAGGUAGAGGGCGAUUCAUUGUGGGUUAAGGUUAGGACUAAUGAAGAGUUGUUGAAGUAUAUUGUGCCUAAAGGGUUUAUUGCGGUGGAUGGGACUAGUUUGACUGUGGUGGAUGUGUUUGAUGAAGAAAUGUGCUUUAAUUUUAUGCUGGUGGCUUAUACGCAGCAGAAUGUGGUGAUUCCUUUGAAAAAAGUUGGGCAGAAGGUGAAUUUGGAGGUGGAUAUACUUGGGAAAUAUGUGGAGAGGCUUUUAAGCAGUGGAUUGAAGCAAGAUGCACACAGGCUGACAAUUGUGAAGGAGGUUCUGAUGUAG
Messenger RNA from Ilex paraguariensis (yerba mate), 870 nucleotides. NCBI's taxonomy places the organism in Eukaryota, Viridiplantae, Streptophyta, Magnoliopsida, Aquifoliales, Aquifoliaceae. The record is from the annotation of a GenBank genome assembly.